AUGACCACCGAGUUCACCAAGCCAACCCUGGAGCAGCUCGAGGUGAGCAAGGAUGGGAUGGACGGUGGCGAUAAGGGUCUUCGGGAAACUAGCGAUGCCAUUCAGCUCGCCGAGGCGGUUCAAUCGAUGAAAUGCAGUCCAUGGACCGCCAGCAUGUUUCGGCUGUACGGUUGUCUGAUAAUCGCAUAUCUGUGUGGAUGCUUGAACGGUUACGACGGCUCCUUGAUGGGAGGACUGAAUGACAUGACGACUUACCAGCAAUAUUUCCAUAUGAAAACGGCCUCUUCGUCGACCGGCCUGGUAUUUGCCAUCUAUAAUAUUGGCUCUAUUCCCGCCGUAAUUCUCUCCUGUCCCGUCAAUGAUAUUUUCGGGCGCCGCAAGGGCAUGUUUACCGGAGCCGCCAUUAUCAUUAUCAGCACUUGCAUUCAAGCACCCGCCACUUCCCAUGAAAUGUUCCUCGCGGGUCGAUUCAUCCUCGGUUUCGGAGUCAGCUUUUGCUAUGUGAGUGCGCAAUGCUAUGUCUCAGAAAUGGCGCAUCGCGUGUGGCGUGGAACGUUGACUGGGUUACACAACUGCACCUGGUACAUUGGCUCCAUCGUCGCCAGUUGGAUCUAUGGCUGCAAAGACAUCAGGCACUCGUACGGCUUCCGGAUCCCUAUCUGGUGCCAGCUGUGUUCGUCCGUGGUGGUCACAAUUGGCACUUGGUUCAUGCCUGAGUCACCUCGGUGGCUCAUGGCGCAGGACCGCUCGGAGGAAGCCAUUCAAGUUCUCGCACGCUAUCACAGAGAAGGGGAUGCAUCGCACCCAAUGGUGACCCUCCAGAUUAAAGAGAUGCAGCAUCAGAUCAUCGUCGAUGUUGCGGACUGGAGCAAAAAAUGGUGGGAUUACCGCGAGUUGUUCAACUCGCACUCUGCUCGUCGCCGGUUCAUUUGUGUGGCUGGAAUGGCGUGCUUUGGUCAACUCUCUGGAAACAGUCUUACUAGCUACUAUCUCCCGGUGAUUGUUCAGAAUGCGAGCAUUGGAUCGGUCAAGACCCAACUCAUGCUCAAUGGCAUCUACCCCGUUCUCUGUUUGAUCACAUCCGUCUCCGGCGCUGGUCUCACUGACCGUCUUGGCCGUCGCCCUCUGAUGAUCUACUCGCUUCUCUUUUGCUCUGUCGCGAUUGCCAUCAUCCUGGGAACAUCCAAACUAUCAGGGGAUAAUCCGACCAACUCUAACGCGGCGAAUACCUCGGUCGCAUUUAUUUACCUGUUUGGCAUUUUCUUUUCAUUUUGGUGGACGCCCCUGCAAAGCAUGUAUAUUGCUGAGACGCUGAUGACCAACACACGCGCCAAGGGUACUGCAUUGGGCAACUUGCUAUCCAACAUCAGCAGUGCGAUUAUCCAGUACAGCUCUGGGCCUGCUUUUGAGAAGCUGAGUUAUUACUUCUAUGCCGUGUUCAUUGCCUGGGAUCUGAUUGAGAUGGUUGUGAUUUACUUUUGGUUCCCAGAGACCAAAGAACGGACCCUCGAGGAGCUGGAAGAGGUCUUCUCGACUCCAAAUCCGGUUAAGAAGAGUUUGGAGCGCCGGCACAUUGCCACCGCGCUGAGAACAUUGGAGGUGACGGAGGUCGAAACUACUACUCGUGCUGAUGUUUAA
Molecule: messenger RNA, 1638 nt
Organism: Penicillium macrosclerotiorum
Lineage: Eukaryota; Fungi; Ascomycota; Eurotiomycetes; Eurotiales; Aspergillaceae
Exons: 2
Coding region: 1-1638 (545 amino acids)
Biological process (GO): carbohydrate transport; transmembrane transport
Cellular component (GO): membrane
Molecular function (GO): carbohydrate:proton symporter activity
Source: RefSeq, a predicted model, not a curated record